This is a messenger RNA of Pygoscelis adeliae (Adelie penguin), 1813 nucleotides long. RefSeq names its product WD repeat domain 25 (gene WDR25). The transcript is spliced from 6 exons. The record is from RefSeq and is a predicted model, not a curated record. Gene Ontology annotation, molecular function: protein binding. The coding region runs from base 9 to 1535 and encodes 508 amino acids. Lineage: Eukaryota; Metazoa; Chordata; Aves; Sphenisciformes; Spheniscidae.
UAGACAUAAUGAGUUCAUCACUGGUUGCUUAUGAUGAUUCAGACUGUGAGGCAGAAGCUGAAAAGGCUGAAGUCCCCAAUACUUCCAGCAGACAAAAAAGCCUUCCAAGUUCUUCUGUGGAUUGUGUUCAGUACUUUGCACCUGGUAGUUUGGGUACAAAAUCUACAUAUGAAAUGCAGCCUCCUGAGAACACUGACAGUUCUGGCAGAGGCACUGUUUGUGAAGAUCCCCCUGAGCAUUAUGCACAGAAUAAUAACACUGAUUUGACAUCUCCUUGUAGGAGAGCAUACUCUGGCCAUACUGCAUUAUGUAUGUCCUACAAAAACUAUGAACAGACAUCAAGCUCUUCAACAAACUCUGGAAAUGGCGUUUCCCAGAAGAGAAUACAUAAAGACAGUACUACUGCCAUAAAAGGAAUUAGACCGUAUAUCCCUAAAAGAUUGCGUCAAGACAAUUCUAGUAUGCCUGAAAAAAAAGAAUCUGAUCAGAGAGAUAGCUCAGAUUGUGGUGUUAAGGUAGGCAUAUCAGGAGAGCAGACUUUGAGAAAGGUCUCUGAAUUAAUUAAGCCAUAUUUGGGAUCCAAAUAUAAAUUAACUGAAGUCCCCAAAAGCUUAAUAUUUCCCAUGUCUAAACACAGCGGCCCUGUUAAUGAAAUCCAGUGGUGUCCUGUACGAGAACAAAGUCACAUGCUUCUCUCGGCUUCUAUGGACAAAACAGUCAAGGUAUGGGAUGCUGUGGAUACAGGUUGCUGUUUAAAAACAUAUUCCUGUCACUCCUGUGCUGUUCGAGCUGCCCGGUGGUCGUCUUGUGGAAGAAGGAUCCUCAGUGGGGGCUUUGAUUCCAUGUUGCAUUUAACAGAUGUAGAAACAGGGAAGCAGAUAUUUAGCAGCAAAAAUGAAUUUAGGAUCAGCACGCUGAAGUUCCACCCUACAGAGUCAAAUAUUUUCAUCUGUGGAGGGUUCAGCCCGGAAGUUAAAGCUUGGGAUAUAAGGACUUCUAAGAUGUUAAGAGUGUACAAAGCUGCAGUACAACAGACAUUGGAUAUACUCUUUCUCCCUGAAGGAAGAGAAUUUCUUACAAGCACAGAUGCAGUAAGCCGGGACUCAGCUGAUCGUACCGUUAUUGCAUGGGACUUCCAAAGUGCUGCGAAAAUCUCCAAUCAGAUUUUUCAUGAGCGUUACACUUGCCCAAGUCUGACUCUGCACCCAAAAGAGUCUAUGUUUGUUGCUCAGACGAAUGGGAACUACAUGGCUUUGUUUUCUGCCCAGCGACCUUACCGAAUCAACAAAAAGAAAAGAUACGAAGGACAUAAGGUGGAAGGAUUUGCAGUGGGCUGUGAAUUUUCUCCAGAUGGAACACUUUUGGUGACAGGAAGUUCAGAUGGCAAAGUGUUUUUCUACAACUAUCAUACCGCUAGGAUUAUUCGCACUUUGUCUGCACAUAAAGAAGCUUGUGUGAGUGCAAUAUUUCACCCAGUCUUGCCAUCGCUCCUUGCAACAUGUGAUUGGGCUGGAGAAAUCAAGAUCUGGCAAUAACAAGCAGAGUUACUUUUCAGGAUGUCUCCUGUUAGUCUGUCAAAGGCGUAGGAAAUAAACCAUGGUAUGCAUUGUUGUGAUGUGUUGUAAGCAGGAGAGACUGUUGUCUUUUCUUCUAUGACCUCUAAGUAUAUGCUUUCGUAAUGCAGUUAAGAUGGUCUUGUGGUUAGCUGCUGAGCAAAGAAGUGGUCUUACUCUCUCCCUCGGCCCUGGUGACAAAUUUCUGCCCCUUUUGUGUCAACCUUCUAGUGCUCAUCUAGCCCCACCCUGGUUUGAGU